CCGUUGAAUUCACUGGCAGCCAUAAGGCUGUGGCCAGAGCCAGUCUGGCUGUCAGGGAACAGUCAUGUCCUAUACCCAUCGCUGGGCUUGUGGCUUGAAACCCCACAGGAGGGCAGGGCUGCUGGCUGUUGUGGCUUCCCACGUCCAGGGAGAUGUGGACCCGGGGCCUAUGCUCCUGGCAGCAGUGCUCAGUCAGGGCCCCCUUUCUGUCCACAGUUUGAUGAAGGCCGGAACAACUUUGAAGGGGAGGUCACCAAGGAGAACCUGCUGGACUUCAUCAAAUACAACCAGCUGCCCCUUGUCAUCGAGUUCACUGAGCAGACAGCCCCGAAGAUUUUUGGAGGUGAAAUCAAGACUCACAUCCUGCUGUUCCUGCCCAAGAGUGUGUCUGACUAUGACGGCAAACUGAGCAACUUCAAAACAGCAGCCGAGAGCUUUAAGGGCAAGAUCCUGUUCAUCUUCAUCGACAGCGACCACACCGACAACCAGCGCAUCCUUGAGUUCUUUGGCCUGAAGAAGGAAGAGUGCCCGGCCGUGCGCCUCAUCACCCUGGAGGAGGAGAUGACCAAGUACAAGCCCGAAUCGGAUGAGCUGACAGCAGAGAGGAUCACAGAGUUCUGUCACCGCUUCCUGGAGGGCAAAAUCAAGCCCCACCUGAUGAGCCAGGAGCUGCCGGAGGACUGGGACAAGCAGCCUGUCAAGGUGCUUGUUGGGAAGAACUUUGAAGAGGUGGCUUUUGAUGAGAAAAAGAACGUCUUCGUGGAGUUCUAUGCCCCGUGGUGUGGUCACUGCAAACAGUUGGCUCCCAUUUGGGAUAAACUGGGAGAAACGUACAAGGACCACGAGAACAUCGUUAUCGCCAAGAUGGACUCGACCGCCAACGAGGUGGAGGCCGUCAAAGUGCACAGCUUCCCCACACUCAAGUUCUUUCCUGCCAGCGUCGACAGGACGGUCAUCGAUUACAACGGGGAACGCACACUGGAUGGUUUUAAGAAGUUCCUGGAGAGCGGUGGCCAGGAUGGGGCAGGGGAUGAUGACGAUCUCGAGGACCUGGAAGAAGCAGAGGAGCCAGACAUGGAGGAAGACGACGAUCAGAAAGCUGUGAAAGAUGAACUGUAAGACGGAAAGCCAGAUCGGGGCGCUGCCUAGACCUCUCGGGGCCGCACACCCAGCAGCAGCGCACACCUCUGAAGCCUGCGGCCCUCACCUGAAGGAGGGCGUCGCCGGAAACCCAGGGAACCUUUCUGAAGUGACACCUCGCCCCCACACACCGUCCAUUCACCCCCGUCUCUUCCUUCUGCUUUUCGGUUUUUGGAAAGGGAUCCAUCUCCAGGCAGCCCGCCCCACUGGGGCUUGUUUCCUGAAACCAUGAUGUACUUAUGGGUCUGUCCAGCGUGCUCGCCAGAGUGUUCAGAGUCUCGCUGCCUCCCUCCUGCGGGAGGUUUCUGCUCUCUUUGAAAAUUCCAUUUGUGGGAUUUUUAGACAUUUUUCGACAUCAGGGUAUUUGUUCCACCUUGGCCAGGCUUCUUUGGAGAAGCUUGUCCCCCGUGUGGGAGGGACGGAGCCAGACUGGACACGGUCACUCAGCACCGCGUGCAGUGUUGCCAUGACUGAUCAUGGCUCUUGCAUUUUUUGGGUAAAUGGAGACUUCUAGAUCCUGUCAGGGUGUCCCUCAUGCCUGGAGGAAGGGCUGGUGGCUGCCAGCCCUGGAGCCCAGCACAGGCCUGGGCCUUCCCCUUCCCUCAAGCCAGGGCUCCACAUCCUGUCGUGGGCUCAUUGCUUGUGACCACUGGCCUCUCUACAGCAUGGCUCGUGGCCUGCUUGAGGCAGAACCAGGACCCUUGACUCCCAGGCUGGGAGGUGGCCGAGGAUGCUGGAGCUGAAUCAGACGUUGACGGUUCUUGAGGCAUUUCUAUUUCGCAAUCUGGAAUUGAACACAUUGGACAAAUAAAGUUGAAAUUUUACCACCUG
This is a messenger RNA of Piliocolobus tephrosceles (Ugandan red Colobus), 1971 nucleotides long. Its product is annotated as protein disulfide-isomerase. Gene Ontology annotation, biological process: response to endoplasmic reticulum stress; protein folding. NCBI's taxonomy places the organism in Eukaryota, Metazoa, Chordata, Mammalia, Primates, Cercopithecidae. Gene Ontology annotation, molecular function: protein disulfide isomerase activity. Gene Ontology annotation, cellular component: external side of plasma membrane; endoplasmic reticulum. The annotation marks the transcript as partial. The transcript has 7 exons. The record is from RefSeq and is a predicted model, not a curated record.